GCUCUGAUUCUGUGGCCUGGUGCUGGUGUGGCUUGGUUACACAGCAAACUUCCUUUCGAAGUUUUUCAAUGGUUCAAUACAAGACCCCAAGGAUUCGUUGGUGUAUACUCCGUGCUUAAAAUACUAAGAACAAAAUGGCCAAGUCAAAGAAUCAUACUGCCCAUAACCAAUCAAAAAAAUGGCACAGGAAAGGUAUUAAGAAGCCUAAAACACAAAGAUAUCCUUCACUAAAAGGAGUUGAUCCAAAAUUUCUCAGAAAUAUGAGGUUCUCCAAGAAACACAAUAAGAAAGUUAAUGCAAAAAAAAGUUCCUAGAAUGGCCUUUGUAACUUUUGCGGUAAAAUAAAUGGAGUUUUGAUAGUCCUAUCGCAUCCUAUGUCUAAAAUUCUGUGUUUAAUAAAUCAAAUGUUUUGGGGGCAUGAAAGAAAAAAAUUAAUUUGUCUUAAUAAUUCUGUCAUGAAACAGUUUUUUAACUGCAAUAAGAAUUAAUUUACUUUUCAUUAUUAUAACCGUGUGACAUAAAUGUCAAAUCUCACAUGGUUUAUGGAACUGCUAGUGUGUUUUGUUGACAGUUACAAUUUUUCAUAAACGUAUUGGAUAAAUAUUUAACUUCAUUGCUCUUGAUAAAUUGCUUUCUAACCUAGAGCUGUACCAUAAUAAGUCAGUGCGCUAAGUGAUCAAAUUGAUUUAGCCAAUCACAUUGUUUGCAUGUCAUCGAUAGACUGAUUAUGUUUGAGAUGUUUAAAUGGAUACUAGGACUUACUUGUGAGCAAUUUUGAAAAAUCAUUCAUAUCAAUUGUUAGCAGACAAACUUUGCACAAAUGAAGAUCCAUGUAUGAAAUCAUUGUGCGAAGUUUUUGCCUAACAAUCCAAAUUGAAGUUAGAAAACCAAAUUCCUUAUAUCAAAUCAAUAUUACAACACAAAUAGCAAAACUUGCAACUCUUGGUAUGUUUUGGUGGUAAAACUUUGCAAAGUGAGUUUUCAUGUAUGGAUCUUUAUUUGUGCAAAGUUCUGUCUGCUAACUAAUAAUAUGAACAAUUUUUCAACAAUGGUCACCUUUACAUCCAAGUAUCUCUUUAAACAUUGAAAAUUAUUGGGCACUCUCAUCCAAAGUUCUAACAAACAACAAAUUUACUUUUGUUUCUCUUCAAUAACAAUCAGGGUAUAUUUCAAAUUUCUCUCUACUAAGGAGUAGGUUUUUUGUGCAUAUUUCCAAAAGUGAUCCAACAAGAAAUGGACCAUUUUUCAAAUCUCUCUAAUCAAACAGAGUUCCCCGUACUUCACUUUCCCAGAGUUCCUCGUACUUCUCUUUCCCAGAGUUCCCCGUACUUCUCUUUCCUAGAGUUCCCCGUACUUCUCUUUCCCCGUACUUCUCUUUCCCAGAGUUCCUCGUAGUUCUCUUUCCCAGAGUUCCCCGUAGUUCUCUUUCCCAGAGUUCCCCGUAGUUCUCUUUCCCAUAGUUCCCCGUACUUCUCUUUCCUAGAGUUCACCGUAGUUCUCUUUCCCAGAGUUCCCCGUAGUUUUCUUUCACAGAGUACUUGGUUCCAUAUUAUAUGAUCAGUUUAUUGUCAUCAAUAUAGCGUUGCUUCAUACACCAGUAAAUAAUAAGUAUGGUAUUUAUCUAAGUUGUAAAUCCGUAUCUUUAAAACUGCUUAAUUCCCCUAUUAUUUUAUAGCGCUGUUUUAUUUACUUUUAUGUUAUAGUAUUUUUGCAAUUACACUUCAUUCCAUCUUUGAAUGUUUGUGGUUGGGACAGUUAUGAUGUUAUGGAUUAGCUGUGAAAACCACUUCUUUGCAUUUGAUUUAAAAUAAUGAUAACUUAUCUACGGGUUCGCAUAAUGACACGUUUGUCGUUUUCUUUGAGGCUUUUCAUGAAAAUUUCUGUAAACACUUGCGUUUAUUUUGAAUAAAUUUGACGACGGAACUUACCUUUAAAAGUGAAUACUUCAAAAGUGACUACUUAGGUAUAAAACAAAUACAGCAAUGAAGGAUGAACUUUCAGGUAAAUGUAUUUUUUUCGUAGCCAUCAUUUUCAACGUAUUGGUCGGAACACCUGUCAAUGUUUUUACAAUACUUCAAGCCUCCGGAGUGUUCGUGCUUGCUAUGUUUGGUAUUAUGGUAUUAUUCCUCACUUUUUGCGGAUUUUUCACCUUCAGACAUUGUUGCUAUGUUUGGCAAAGGAAAAUUGGAAGACGACGCAAGGAUUCGUUAGAAAGCAUCCUAAAUUUACUCUACAACGAAGACUACUAUUAUUUAGAAUCUUCUACACCCUAUCUUGCUCCCUCAGAAAGCAAGUAUGACAGAAUAAGUGACGAUGAGGAAAAAGAAGAUAGUUCUCAUCAGUCAAGUGUGCCGUCUUUCGCUUACGAGCCAUCACAGGGACAGAGAAUCAAGUGGACUGGAACAGGGCAAAUUGUAUUGGAUAAGUACAAGGUGUGUCCACAAAUGGUAAACUCGGACAUUUCGUCUCAACGAAAACUUCACCGUCAAACUAAGUUCGUGGGCUCGGCAGACGAUGUUUCAAACUGGAUACAAAAUGGCACCGAUGAACCCAUAAAACCUUCAUCGACACUUCUACCUUCCGGAAAGCACUUGCGAUCUCCUCCCAACUCUCUUAUUCUCAGUCAUAGUAAUAGUAGUUCUACCGAGCGAAGCCCGACGGAGUCACGGCUUUCUCCAACAGGCAAUCACAAAGAGAAAACCGUUUCCAUUAAAAAAAUUGUCGCUGCUUCAAAAUUCAUUGGUGCUGCUCAUCGUGCAAGAAGACAACUCAGAAUGCAAUCACGAUAUAAUCCCGAGACGUUCCGUUAUCGCAACGACAGCAGUGAGAGAUCAGCUGCCAGCAGCUUCGAAAAACGCAGUUCACCAAAUGCAGACGGCGAAAAUUUGAGACAGAGUACUAAACAAGGACAAAUCAACUUUCUGGAAGUCAUAAACAAAAUAAGAGAUCAAAACCUGGAGAGGAAUUCGAACGAACUCACAGAACGUCAAGACGAGUUGAAAGAAUGGGGUUCGUCACCCAGAGAUUAUGGAAAUAAUGAUCGUGCAGUUAAUGAAGUCUCGCGUGACAUUACACGUGAUACGUUGUCAGGCAAAGACGUUCACAUGAAAUGGGUUGAAUUGAAAAAAAAUGACCCAUUAAAGACUCCUGCUGGGCUUAGGCCCGAAUCUCCACGAGAUACGGUUUUCAAUGGGGAUAAAUCUCGACGCGAGAAGCGUGUUAGGAUGUUAAAACCAUGUGACAGAACAUUUGAAAAUAUUUCCCAGUAUACUCGUAAGCCAGGAAAGAAAAUAUACAGCGCUAGUGUGGGUGGCAAUGAAAAGAGGACGACAAAUGACGUGGAAAAACUGUAUGAAAAAUAUGAGGAAAUGGAAAAGACCAGGUAUGCAGAAAUGUUGAAAAAAGCGAAGUCGUUAAAACGUUAAAAUUUGCUUCACCUUAUCCGUGAGCAAUAAGAAAAUAUGAAAUUUUAACUGCUGUUCACGUCAAUAAUUUAUGAAGACGAUCAUAGAAACCGAUAAGAAAAAUUUGAUAAUGACAUGUAUUAAAUAAAUGAUAUGUUUUGCAAUAGCUACAAAAUUAAAAUUAACGAAACUUGUGGUUUUUUCCA
This is a messenger RNA of Xenia sp. Carnegie-2017, 3610 nucleotides long. RefSeq lists its product as uncharacterized. Lineage: Eukaryota; Metazoa; Cnidaria; Anthozoa; Malacalcyonacea; Xeniidae. The coding region runs from base 1983 to 3425 and encodes 480 amino acids. The transcript has 6 exons. The record is from RefSeq and is a predicted model, not a curated record.